AAAGAGCCAUGAUGUUGAAAUCUCACACCACCAAUCAUACAUUUCAUUCGCUCUGGAUCCGCAGAACAGCAGAGAGAUUCGAACACCAGAUAGUCACCAAAUGUGCUCACACAAUUCACGACUCCCGCCAACGCGGGUGACAAUCGCACUUAACACCAACCAAACGCAGCGAGCACCGCUCCUCCUCCCUUCAAACGCCUGCCCAGAUCCCAACUCGCCAACUUCGAUCUGCAAACUCGUCUUCAAAGCCGCACAGUCCAAACUGCGCAUCAAAAAACCGUCACGCAUCUUCAUCGCCGGAUCUGGCGCCGAGCUCGUGGGUGAAGAGGACUGGAAACGAGCCAUACGGAACGAUGUGUCGCUGUUGAUUUCUGCGGGCGAGGACUAUGUCGGCGUGAACAGAGAAGCGGGCGUGCACCCGGAAGCAAACCCAACCUGCCCGAUCCACGUACUCGCCUCGACCGCCGCCCUCGACAAGCUCUCCCUCGACCAGCUCCAAACCACCGCACACACCCUCCCCGGCCUCGUCCACGCAGUCGGCCAGCCAGACCUCCACCCCGGCUUCAAGUUCCCCAUCGGCGCCGUCUUUGUCUCUCAGGGCUGGAUCCAUCCGCCGCUGAUUGGCGGCGAUAUCGGGUGUGGGAUGGCGUGGUUUAGGACGCGGCUAUCGAGGGAGCAGGUGGAGGGUGAUAAGGGGAGCAAGGUUGCUGAGAAGCUGCGAGGGCUGGAGGGGGCGUGGCGGACGGCGGAAGAGAGGGAGAGGUGGUUGGAGGAUGGGGAAGGGAAUUGUGGCGCGGGCGAGGAGUGGGAUGGGAGUUUAGGAACGAUUGGGGCGGGAAAUCAUUUUGCGGAGAUUCAGGUUGUUGAAGAGGCGGAGGUUGGGUGUGGGCUUGUGGAGGGGGAGGUGGUUCUGCUGGUGCAUUCGGGGUCGAGAGGGUACGGAUCCAGUGUCUUGAAAAAGUAUACGUCUGAGGGACAGGUCAGCUUGAAAGAGGAUAGUGCAGAGGCGAGGGAGUAUCUCGAGGAACACGACAGGGCCUGUCGAUGGGCGAAAGCAAAUCGCGACCUCAUUGCUCUGCGCUUCCUGAGCUGUCUCGAGCCGGGUCAACCAGCCUGGAGCUUGGGCAAGAAUGACACAGAUGUCGUAAACGUCCACGAUGCUAUUCCUCGUGCGAAGACCGAGCUGUGUGCUCGCCGCGUGGUCGACAUAUGGCACAACAACGUCGAGCGCGUCAGAUGGCCGCCCGCCACAGCCAAAAUCGGAGACACGUACGAACAAGCGGCUGCUUCCGCCUCUUCAGGAACCGACGCCUACAUCCACCGCAAAGGCGCAGCACCCACCCUCUCCCCUGGCACAUCCCUUCCUCUCAUUAUGCUCCCGCUUCCCGGCUCCCGCGAUACCCCAACCCUCAUCCUUGCCCCGCAAUUCCCCUCCUCCACCUCGCACGGUCUCAAGAACGCAUUCUCCCUCGCCCACGGCGCCGGCAGGAGCAUGUCGCGCGCCAAAGCGCUAUCGACGCUCAGCCAUAAGUACAAAGUGUCGAAUCUGCUUAAGCCGAGAGGCGGCAAGGGCACAUGGUUGGUGUGUGAGUCAAAAGAUCUCGUGUUUGAAGAGGCGCCGGAGGCGUAUAAGGAUGUUGAAGCUGUAGGGGCGGAUUUGGUAGAGUUUGGGGCGGCCAGGAGGGUUGGGUGGUGCAGGGCGAGGAUUAAUUAUAAGUGUAGAGAUGAGCGGGGUGGUGGAAGUUGAACAGCUGAGGGCUAGUUGUACUUGCUAGGAAGCAAUGCAACCAGUCCCGCCAUGAGGCUUUGUCGUGGGUUUGGACCCUGUCCAGUUUCUGAACAGGUUACAAUUAUUCGGAACAUUGAGAUGGCGUCGCCAAAAAUCUGGUCCCCUCGUUUGCUGCUCUGAGCACCUGCUGAUGUGGUUUACCAUCGUCGUUAUUCAAGAAGAUAGGGUUUCAGACCGCUGGUCUUGCUGCAGCAUGCACUUGUUGGUAGCACGAUACUAGCGAUUGCUGCGACAUCGAGUUCAGCCGCGGUAUUGGAAUCGUGAGCUUUUCUCCUGCUGUGCGUCGCCGGUCCACGAGCGUACUUAGAAGGUGUC
Molecule: messenger RNA, 2104 nt
Organism: Paraphaeosphaeria sporulosa
Lineage: Eukaryota; Fungi; Ascomycota; Dothideomycetes; Pleosporales; Didymosphaeriaceae
Product: release factor H-coupled R
Exons: 3
Coding region: 101-1747 (548 amino acids)
Biological process (GO): RNA processing
Molecular function (GO): RNA ligase (ATP) activity
Source: RefSeq, a predicted model, not a curated record